GGGCACCGAGUCACCAGGCACGACAGUGGGCACCGAGUCGUCUGGCAAGACUGCGGGCACCGAGUCAACUGGCGGAACAGCAGGCAUCGAGUCAACUGGCGGAACAGCGGGCACCGAGUCGUCUGGCAAGACUGCGGGCACCGAGUCGUCUGGCAAGACUGCGGGCACCGAGUCGUCUGGCAAGACUGCGGGCACCGAGUCAACUGGCGGAACAGCGGGCAUCGAGUCAACUGGCGGAACAGCAGGCACCGAGUCGCCUGGCAAGAGACUGCGGGCACCGAGUCAUCUGGCAAGACUGCGGGCACCGAGUCGUCUGGCAAGACAGCGGGCACCGAGUCAACUGGCGGAACAGCGGGCAUCGAGUCAACUGGCGGAACAGCAGGGCACCGAGUCGUCUGGCAAGACUGCGGGCACCGAGUCGUCUGGCAAGACUGCGGGCACCGAGUCGUCUGGCAAGACAGUGGGCUCCGAGUCAACAGGCACGACAGUGGGCACCGGGUCAUCAGGUAUCGGAUUGUCUGGCUCGACAGCGGGCAUCGGGUCACCAGGCAUCAGGUCAUUUGGCUUGCCAGCGGGCACCGCGUCAUCUCUGGCAAGGCAGUGGGCACCGGGUCACCAGGUAUGACAGCGGGCUCUGAGUCAAUUGGCACGACAGCGGGCACUGGAUCAGGUACCGGAUCAUCUGGAUCAACAGCGGGCAUCGAGUCAACUGGC
Messenger RNA from Staurois parvus, 714 nucleotides. The record is from the annotation of a GenBank genome assembly. NCBI's taxonomy places the organism in Eukaryota, Metazoa, Chordata, Amphibia, Anura, Ranidae.